Cadophora gregata is the source of this 1427-nucleotide messenger RNA. RefSeq lists its product as uncharacterized. The transcript has a single exon. Gene Ontology annotation, biological process: transmembrane transport. Gene Ontology annotation, cellular component: membrane. The record is from RefSeq and is a predicted model, not a curated record. Lineage: Eukaryota; Fungi; Ascomycota; Leotiomycetes; Helotiales; Ploettnerulaceae. The coding region runs from base 173 to 820 and encodes 215 amino acids. Gene Ontology annotation, molecular function: transmembrane transporter activity.
UAUGCGGGGAUCAUUGGAUAUUGUACAGGCUGGUUGACCACUGCCGGAUGGUUCUUCAUCUGUACUUCCGCCAUCCUGUAUCCUGCACAGAUCAUCAUGGCUUCGAUCGAAGCUACCCACCCCAAUCGGCACCGUCUUCCUGAUCCUUAAUCUCCCGCGCAUCUUCAAAGUGAUGCCUCCUUUACUGAUGGGAGUCGUUAUCCUCAUCAAUGUAACCGCCCUGUUCCUGUUCGUCAGCCUUCUGGUACGUGCUUCUCCGAAGCAGGAUCCGCACUCCGUCUUUAUCGAGUUUGUCAACGCGUCUGGCUUGCCGGACGAAGCCACCUUUUUCAUUGCGCUGCUACCGGCCUUUUCCUGCCUGGGUGGCUUCGACAACGCAACUCACUUGACGGACGAACUAGAAAACCCCACCAAGCAAGUCCCCCAAGUAAUCCUCGGAUCAUUCCUCAUGAGCUUCUUCACCACUAUCCCGAUGAUCCUGGUCUACGAGUUCUGCAAUGUCGACCCGGAGAGUUUACUUGCACCAAUCGGCGAACAGCCGUAUCUCCAGCUCCUGCUGAAUGCAUACCGCUCGGAAGCCUUGGCGAUUGUCGGAACGGUCCUCAUCAUCGUCUGUAUCGGUGUCGCAGGCUGCUCCUGCCUCAUCAGCGCCUCGCGCCUCGCGCCUCGCGCCUCUACUGGUCUUUUAGCCGCGAGAAGGCUCUACCUCUACACGGCAUCAUGUCAAAGCUCUCAUCCAAGGACAGUCUCCCCGUACACGCCCUGCUGUGGAUCAGCUUCCUCUCGCUCUGCUUGGGAGCUAUCAGCAUUGGCUCGUUGACAGCUAUGAACGCUCUCCUGGGCGCGGCAAUUGUCUGUAUCCUUUCUUCGCUCAUUACUACUUUCGCUUUGGCACUGUACCAGGGGAGGAAGACUUUUAAUCCUGAUAGGUGGUUCAAGUUGGGUGGGUGGUGGGGAGACGCCAUUUUCGGCGUGGCGCUGCUGUGGUCGCUUUUUAUGGGUGUCAUGCUUACGUUCCCGCUCUACCUGCCUGUUACGGCUAUCUAUAUGAAUUGGACUUCUGUUGUGUUUGCGGGUAUUAUAGUCAUAUCUGCUAUCUACUGGGUUUUGGUCUUUAGGCAUGAAUCUUUGAACCAUGACCAUAGCGAACAUGGAGCAGAAGAUAUGGUGCGACAUGAAUGAGGCGUAGGGAAGGAUGUGUCUGUCGUUUAUAUGUAUUCCAUGGUGUUGUUAGUGGUAUGCCAUCUAGGUAAUUGAGUCAGGUAGGCGCCGGUGUCUUACGACCUGAGAUGGGGUUAUCUGUUGACAUACCUUUGGGCCUUGCAGGAGGAGGAGGAGGAGAUGUUCCCACUCUUUUGUAUGAUUGAAUCUAAUCAACCUGAAUCCAGUUAUCGCGAUUCUGUUUGUAAAAUUGUAAUCAGAACCAC